AUGGCACCAGCCCGCGUGUUAUCAUCCGAUGCGUGCACCAUCGCAGACAACAACAAUGUCAAAAGCAGCAUCAAGAGCGGACACUCUACUGCCAGAGAGGCACUUGAAGCUGCCAAAGCACGCUUCACGGAGAGAAACGCCACGAGCUUGAACCUCCACAACGAAGCCGUGAAAAGCUUACCAGGCGGAAACACCCGCAGUCUCCUCCACACAGCGCCCUUCCCCGUCUUCCUCAAGAAAGGUGACAGCUACCAAGUCUUCUCCGAAGAUGGCCACACAUACACCGACUUCGUCGGCGAAAUGACCGCCGCCCUCUUCGGCCACUCCCACCCCCUCAUCACAAAGACUCUAGUGAACACUAUUACCGACAUCGGCAUGAACCUCGGCGGCACCUCUCGCUUCGAAGCCCAGCACGCCGCACUGCUCUGCUCGCGCUUCAACCUCGCCCGCAUCCGCUUCACAAACUCCGGCACAGAAGCGAAUCUCCACGCCAUAAACGGCGCAAAGCGCCACACGGGAAAGCGCAAAGUCGUCGUUUUCACGGGCGGGUAUCACGGCGGGUGUUUCAGUUUCCCCGCCGACGCGCCUGCUGAGAACUGUGUCGACCGCGAUGAGUGGAUUGUCGCAGAGUACAACGACGUUGCUGAUACGAAGGCCAAGAUUGAGGAGAGUGGGGAUGUAGCUGCCGUGUUGGUGGAGGGUAUGCAGGGCGCGGGGCCGUGUAUAGUAGGGAGCCACGAGUUCUUGCACCAGAUUCAGGAGUCGGCUAGGAAGGUGGGUGCGGUGUUUAUCCUGGAUGAGGUGAUGACGAGUCGGGUUUCGGAGGGGGCUGCAGAAGUUGGAGGGCUGGAGCCGGAUGUUACGACGAUGGGGAAGUAUCUUGGGGAGGGAUUACGUUUGGGGCGUUUGGGGAGGGAGGAGAUUAUGAGGGUUUAUGACCCAAGAGAUGGUGCGGCGCUGGCGCACUCUGGUACGUUUAAUAAUAAUACGCUGGGUAUGGUUGCGGGGUACGUUGGUAUGUCGCAGGUGUACACCCCCGACGUGGCGCGCGAGUUCAAUGCGAUGGGUGAUAGGCUUCAAGCGAAGCUGCGGGAAAUCAGUCACGGUACGAAGAUGACUGUCACUGGGCGGGGCACAGUCAUUGGCAUUCACUUCCUGGAGGACGGCAAGAAAGAGUUGAAGAGCUACAGAGAGAGGAAAGAUGAGCAUGAGUUGAAGGACCUGUUUUGGUUCGAGAUGAUGGAGGAUGGGUUCUGGAUCUCGAAGCGAGGGAGUAUUGCACUGAUUCUGGGAACGCCGUGGGAGGAGUUGGAGAGAUUUGUUGGGUGUGUGCAGAAGUUUUUGAAGAGACAUGAGGCUUUGGUGAAGGUGUGA
Molecule: messenger RNA, 1374 nt
Organism: Didymosphaeria variabile
Lineage: Eukaryota; Fungi; Ascomycota; Dothideomycetes; Pleosporales; Didymosphaeriaceae
Exons: 3
Coding region: 1-1374 (457 amino acids)
Molecular function (GO): pyridoxal phosphate binding; transaminase activity
Source: RefSeq, a predicted model, not a curated record